CACCCACACAGAUUAGGGCAAACCUCUCUUCCUCAUUCUCCAAAUUCACCCAUACGAAUUAGGGCAAACCACUCUUCCUCAUCGGCCAUGGCGCGAUCUCGUCUCUCUCGUCCUUACCAGGGUGGAUCGUCUUCUGAACAAGUUUCAAACCAAAAAGGUGAAUUCAUCAUGACUGAAAGCACUGGAAGUAUAGAAAUCAACAAAGAUGAAAUUUUGCCACUUUCUGAUAAACCAUAUGUUGGUAUGGUUCUUACUAAGAGCAGUGUCAAGCCCAUCUACAGUUUGUACUUACCCAAGAAAAUGAACAAAGAGCUUCCUUUUGCUGGAGCCCCUGCAGUCCUUACUUAUGGUGGAAAGAAGUGGAACUUGUUUUAUGGUGGAGCCAAAACUAAAUACAAAUUUAGUAGUGGAUGGAAAAUUUUUGCGGAUGAUAACAAUCUAAAAGAGGGGGAUGGACUAGUGUUUGAACUCUCAGAGUGCAACCCUGACAAAAUCGAAUUCAAAAUACAGAUUCUAAGAGAAGAUUUUCCAGCUGAAUUGGUUCCUGAAGAUGUGGAGGGUAUAAACACUGACAACCCAAUAAUAAUUGAUUGAAAACUUUAUCAUCCCUAGUAGAAAUUUCAAUUUCAUGGAAAAAAAAAUUUAUCAAUUCCAUUUGUUUCAAUUUCAA
Molecule: messenger RNA, 670 nt
Organism: Solanum pennellii
Lineage: Eukaryota; Viridiplantae; Streptophyta; Magnoliopsida; Solanales; Solanaceae
Product: B3 domain-containing protein Os04g0386900-like
Exons: 3
Coding region: 88-594 (168 amino acids)
Molecular function (GO): DNA binding
Source: RefSeq, a predicted model, not a curated record